AUGAAGUCCUUAUCACCAGCUCUCGCGUCCCUCGCGAAUGUCUUCAAGAUCCCGAUGUCCAUGGCGCCGGUCCGCCCAUCAAUUACCCGGGCCUGCCACGAGACCCUGAACCGCCAAACACAGCCCGGCCCAGUCACAGCAGCCCUGCAAUCGGCGCCAUUCUCUACCACCAGCGCAAUGGCCGCUAGAAAGGGCAAUCCUAAUCCAACCGACAAGCGCAUUACUCUGAUCCGCUACUUCCUCCACCACCCUCUCACCCCUCGUCCCCUCCGCUUCUCUCGUAACCGUUAUCUCCGCCACUGGACUAUCCACCGCGCGUGGCAACUGUUCAAGGCCCAGCAGCGCCGCAAGCAGGAACUUGAGCUCAUGCGCCAGUACCAGAGUAUGCACGAUGCCUGUGAGGAGCUGCGCACCGGUGCUGGUGAUGGUGGCAAGCUGUUCCGUGUCUCGAUGAACAAGAAGGGUGUUUUCACUGAUAUGUUCCCUAUCGAGUAUGCUCGUAUGCAGACUGAGUCUCCUCCUGCUGAGGGCUGGAACUAUGACUGGAAGAAGCCUGGACAGAAAUAG
Penicillium paradoxum is the source of this 567-nucleotide messenger RNA. RefSeq names its product mitochondrial 54S ribosomal protein mL40. The transcript has 2 exons. The coding region runs from base 1 to 567 and encodes 188 amino acids. Gene Ontology annotation, biological process: mitochondrial translation. Gene Ontology annotation, molecular function: structural constituent of ribosome. Lineage: Eukaryota; Fungi; Ascomycota; Eurotiomycetes; Eurotiales; Aspergillaceae. The record is from RefSeq and is a predicted model, not a curated record.